This is a messenger RNA of Nicotiana attenuata, 2345 nucleotides long. Its product is annotated as WD repeat-containing protein 26-like. The transcript has 5 exons. The record is from RefSeq and is a predicted model, not a curated record. The coding region runs from base 438 to 2180 and encodes 580 amino acids. Gene Ontology annotation, molecular function: protein binding. Lineage: Eukaryota; Viridiplantae; Streptophyta; Magnoliopsida; Solanales; Solanaceae.
CAAACUACACUUUUCUCCAUUUCUCUUUUCAUACAAUCUUGCCCCUAAAAACUCCAUUAACAAAUACCCAAUUCUCUCUCUCUCUCUCUCUCUCUCUCUCUCUCUUACCACAUUCUAACUUCCAACCCAACAAUCAAAUCAUUUACCCUUCUUUAGCUCCUCUUUUGUUUCCCAAUCAACUGCUUUUUUACCCACCUAAAUCUACUACUCUUUCUUAGCUUGCCGACAACUUAAGGAUACAAUUUGCUCAAUCAGUUUCUGUAUCCAUUUUGAUCUGAAUCUUCAAAUUACUUUCUGGAUAAUUGCAGAUUUUGCCCCAAUCGCACUUCUUUAUUUUCUGGAGUCUCUUUCGUUAAUUGAAGGAUUUAGGCAUACAAUUUCAACUUUUCAGUUUUUUCUUCCCCCUGUUAUUAUAUAUGGGCUGAGGUGUUUGUUUCAUGGGAGGUGGGGAGGAUGAGGAACCGCCAUUAAAACGUGUGAAGUUAUCCUCUGGACAAUUGGUAGAUAUUUCGGACGGGACAUUUGUUAGAGAUCGUGCAAGUUGUUCAUUGGGUGACUCAAUGGCUCGGCCCCUGGAUCUUCAAGGGGAUGAUGAGGUUGUUGGUACAAAAGGGGUUGUCAAGAAAGUUGAAUUUGUUCGGAUCAUAACUGAGGCAUUGUAUUCUCUUGGUUAUAAUAAGGCUGGGGCCCAUCUUGAGGAAGAGUCAGGGAUACCCUUGCACUCUUCUGACAUUAAUUUGUUUAUGCAGCAAAUUCGUGAUGGUAAAUGGGAUGAAAGUUUAACCACAUUGAAAAAAAUUGGUCUGGUGGAUGAAAAAAUUAUAAAGUUGGCAUCGUUUGUGAUAUUGGAGCAGAAGUUUUUUGAACUGCUGGACAAAGAAAAAGUCUUGGAUGCCCUGAAGACACUGAGGACCGAGAUUUCACCUCUUUCCAUAGAAAAUAAUAGGGUCCAUCAGCUUUCCUCCUUCAUUAUAUCACCUUCUCAGCAGGUUCUUUCUGGGGUAUCAGGUCAAGGUAUAGUGAGAGUAAAGUCACGUACAAAGCUUUUAGAGGAAUUGCAAAGUUUGCUUCCCCCGACAGUUAUGAUUCCAGAAAAGAGAUUGGUACAUCUUGUUCAACAGGCUCUUGACUUGCAACUAGAUGCUUGUAGAUUUCACAAUUCUGUAGUAGGUGAAAUGUCACUGCUCACUGAUCAUAAGUGCGGAAGAGAUCAUAUUCCAUCUCAAACUGUGCAGAUUUUACAAGAACACAGUGAUGAAGUCUGGUUCUUGCAGUUUUCCCAUAAUGGAAAUUACUUAGCCUCGUCAUCUGCUGAUUGUUCGGUCAUUAUAUGGGAGGUCAAAUUGGACGGUGUCUUCUUAAGGCACCUAUUUUCUGGUCAUCAAAAACCUGUCUCCUAUAUAUCAUGGAGUCCUGACGACCAUCAGAUUCUCACUUGUGGUGUAGAAGAAGUUGUCAGACAGUGGGAUGUCGAGUCCGGUGAAUGUAUACGCAUUUAUGAGAAAAAUGGACUUGGUUUGAUCUCAUGCGGAUGGGCUCCUGAUGGCAAGAGGAUAUUCUGUGGUGUAACUGACAAAAGCAUUAGCAUGUGGGAUUUGGAAGGGAAAGAGCUGGAAUGUUGGAAAGGCAACAGGACUAUUAGAAUAUCGGACUUGGGAAUAACAAGUGAUGGGAAGCAUGUUGUCUCUGUUUGUAAAGAAAAUACGAUAGUAUUAUUUGAAUGGGAAUCAAGAACAGAGAAAGUAAUUCAAGAGGAUCAAGCAAUAACCUCGUUUGUAUUGUCCACGGACAAUAAGUAUGUAUUGGUUAGUCUUUGGAACCAAGAAAUUCAUCUUUGGGAUGUACAGGGAACUGUAAAACUCAUAACCAAAUAUAAGGGGCAUAAACGUUCUCGUUUUGUUGUGAGGUCUUGCUUUGGAGGACUAGAUCAAGCUUUCGUUGCCAGUGGAAGCGAGGACUCACAGGUUUAUAUAUGGCAUAGAGGCUCGGGUGAACUUGUUGGGACAUUGGCGGGACAUUCUGGGACAGUGAAUUGUGUUAGCUGGAAUCCAACAAAUCCUCAUAUGCUGGCAUCGGCAAGUGAUGAUCGUAGUAUCCGUAUAUGGGGCUUGAAUCGAGUAAAUAUGAAUCAGCAUGGCACUGUUACUAAUGGCGCGAACUGCUGCAAUGGGCGAAGCUGAAGCCAGAUACAAAAGGACAGUGUGUAAUGUUUACAAGAUUGAUCUCUUACCCCUGUUCACUGUUCUCUGUAUAUUCAUUACGUUCAUGUCAAAGCAAACAUUUAUGACAAACAAGAAUGUGAAAAUUGCAUUCAGUCCAUCAAUAAUUCAUGUACUUUCUCCAUA